Messenger RNA from Protopterus annectens (West African lungfish), 1168 nucleotides. Its product is annotated as pinopsin-like. The coding region runs from base 49 to 1101 and encodes 350 amino acids. Gene Ontology annotation, biological process: visual perception; phototransduction; G protein-coupled receptor signaling pathway. The transcript has 5 exons. Gene Ontology annotation, cellular component: membrane; photoreceptor outer segment. NCBI's taxonomy places the organism in Eukaryota, Metazoa, Chordata, Ceratodontiformes, Protopteridae. The record is from RefSeq and is a predicted model, not a curated record. Gene Ontology annotation, molecular function: G protein-coupled receptor activity.
CUACAGUCCAUAUUUUUAAGAAUUUGGGAUUAACAUUUCCAAGAAAGAAUGAAUACAUCUUUGGAUGUGCGAGAGAAUGAGAUCCCAGGCCCCUUUGAUGCUCCUCAAUGGCCACACUUGGCCCCUCGCAGUACUUACAUGUCAGUGGCUGUGUUGAUGGGUACUGUGGUACUUUUGGCCUCCUUUGUUAAUGGCUUAGUUAUUGUGGUGUCUAUUCGAUAUAAGAAGCUCCGCUCUCCACUAAAUUACAUUUUGCUGAACCUGGCCUUAGCAGACAUGCUGGUCACUAUCUUUGGUAGCACAAUCAGCUUCUCCAAUAAUAUCAAUGGAUACUUUGUGUUUGGUAAAGCUGUAUGUGAGUUUGAAGGCUUCAUGGUGUCUCUGACAGGUAUAGUGGGUCUGUGGUCUCUGGCUAUCUUGGCUUUUGAAAGAUAUAUUGUCAUCUGUAAGCCAAUGGGAGAUUUCCGCUUUCAGCAAAGGCAUGCAGUAAUAGGCUGUGCCUUCACUUGGGUUUGGUCACUUAUUUGGACAACACCCCCACUCUUUGGCUGGUGCAGUUAUGUGCCAGAAGGUCUGAGAACAUCCUGUGGUCCCAACUGGUACACCGGGGGUACCAACAAUAACACAUAUAUAAUGGCACUCUUUGUUACCUGUUUCGUGAUGCCACUCAGCAUGAUUCUCUUUUCCUAUGCCAGUCUGUUAGUCACGCUUAGAGCUGUUGCAGCACAGCAGAAAGAAUCUGAAACAACACAGCGUGCUGAAAGAGAGGUGACUAGAAUGGUAAUUGCUAUGGUGAUGGCUUUUCUAAUCUGCUGGCUUCCAUAUGCUUCAUUUGCCGUGGUUGUUGCUACAAACAAAGACAUAGUGCUGUACCCCACUUUGGCAUCUAUGCCUUCCUACUUCUCAAAAACUGCCACGGUGUAUAAUCCUAUCAUAUAUGUGUUCAUGAACAAGCAGUUUCGUAACUGUCUACUGACAAUGAUGUGCUGUGGCCGGAAUCCAUUUGCCACUGAAGAAGAAACAUCUGCCACAACUUCAUCUGGUCGUACAGACGUCACUACGGUUUCAGAUGGAGGUGGAAACAAGGUCACACCAGCAUAAACAAGUCUAUAUUACUAGUGUUAGAUUAUAAUAUGCCUCAUAGCUUUACCUAAUAAAGGAAUUCUUC